AUGGCAACUGAACAGAGACCCCUUAGCGAACGUAGCGCCAAAGGGCCCCAUGACAGCGACGCGACAGAGACGACUCCGUUGUUGAUUGUCAACGACGUCGCCCCGACCGCCGACCCCGAUGUAGCCAAGGCGACCACCCUCGACGAUCCAGACCAGCAACUUGAUGACCCCGAAGACAAAUCAUUGCCGGUCUGGCAGAUCUUCCUACUGUGCUAUGCCCGGCUAGUGGAGCCCAUGGCUUUCUUCUCCAUCUUCCCGUUCGUCAACCAAAUGGCCCAGGAGAACGGCAACCUCGCGGAAGCGGACGUCGGUUUCUACAGCGGCCUCAUCGAGUCGUUGUUCUCCCUUACCCAGGCCAUUGUCAUGAUCUCCUGGGGCAAGCUGUCUGAUCGUAUCGGCCGCAAGCCCGUUCUCGUCUUCUCGCUAUUCGGUGUCACGCUCGCCACCUCUAUCUUCGGUAUGGCUCAGACAAUUUGGCAGAUGAUCCUGUUUAGGUGUCUGGCCGGCGUGUUUGGUGGCACUAUCGUUACAAUGCGCACCAUGAUUGCGGAACAUAGCACCCCCAAAACUCAAGCCAGAGCUUUCAGCUGGUUUGCUUUCAGCGGCAACCUCGGCCUUUUCUUCGGUCCACUUCUGGGCGGUGUUCUUGCCGAUCCCGCGCGCCAGUACCCAGGAGUCUUCAAGAGUCAAUUCUUCCUUGACUAUCCUUACGCAUUGCCAAGCUUCGUUGUUGGCUUCAUCGGCUUAACAGCGGCUCUUACCAGUCUUUUCUUCGUUGAGGAAACACUUAAGAAAGAGCCUCACGGCGAAGAUGACAACGGAUCGGCAUUGUGGCUCCUGGUUAUCUUCCCGCCCUUGCAACAUCGCAUUGGGACUAACGGCGUCCUGCGUGUCUGUUCAUACGCCUAUCCCUUCUUCUACCUUAUUUCUCCGCUCGGCAAUCUCAUCCUCAAAGCCAGCGUCGACAGCCCCAAGCUGAUUACAUUUUUCUGGAUUUUCGUGCCCGUCGGUCUUGCCAUCGGCUGUGGCGUAAGCAUGUCCUUUACUGGCAUACAGUUGGCGCUUAACGAUGUGUCGCCCAGCCCCCAGGUUCUUGGAACGCUUAAUGCUUUGGCGUUAACUGGCGCUAGCGUUCUCAGAGCCUUCGACCCGGCCUUGUUUGCGAGCCUCUUUGCUAUUGGAGUGCGGACUCAGUACCUCUGGGGCUACGCAAUUUGGUUUCUCAUGGUUGCGCUUGCGGUUGGCUUGAUCUUUGCUGUGAGGAAAAUCCCCGAGAUCGACAACCUGAAGAAGGUUAGGGAGCAAGAGCGGGCUGAACAAGACCAAUAG
Molecule: messenger RNA, 1329 nt
Organism: Colletotrichum spaethianum
Lineage: Eukaryota; Fungi; Ascomycota; Sordariomycetes; Glomerellales; Glomerellaceae
Product: efflux pump azaK
Exons: 2
Coding region: 1-1329 (442 amino acids)
Biological process (GO): transmembrane transport
Molecular function (GO): transmembrane transporter activity
Source: RefSeq, a predicted model, not a curated record